AUGCCUGUCCGAGAAGUCAACACGUUCCAGGAAUUCCAGGAGAUCAUCAACAAAGACACUCCGAGCGUCUUCGAUUUCUGCACCGAUGGGUGUAGCUCCUGCAAGGCCACCUCGCCCCGAUUCGAGCAUCUCGCCGAGGACAUCGAGGGUCCCGAGUUCUACAAACUGAAUGUCGAAAAAGUGCCAGACGCAGCACACGAAGCCGGAAUCACUGCCAUGCCCACCUUUAUAACGUUCAAGAACGGCGCCAAAAUGGACGAGCUGAUCGGAGCGGAACCCCAUAGACUACAGGCCUUCGUGGAGGGCGCAGCGAAGAUGUGA
Messenger RNA from Aspergillus terreus NIH2624, 321 nucleotides. RefSeq names its product thioredoxin family protein. The record is from RefSeq and is a predicted model, not a curated record. Lineage: Eukaryota; Fungi; Ascomycota; Eurotiomycetes; Eurotiales; Aspergillaceae. The coding region runs from base 1 to 321 and encodes 106 amino acids. The transcript has 2 exons.